This is a messenger RNA of Penaeus vannamei (Pacific white shrimp), 392 nucleotides long. RefSeq lists its product as uncharacterized. NCBI's taxonomy places the organism in Eukaryota, Metazoa, Arthropoda, Malacostraca, Decapoda, Penaeidae. The record is from RefSeq and is a predicted model, not a curated record.
GAUAAAACAGAAGUCUUGCAAGAUGCUACGUGACCUCGCUCGACCUUUGGCCUCCUCCGUGUUAUUGGCUUCUGUUGCUCUCGCUCUCUCGACGGCCAUUGACCCCUUAGUGGAGAUCAGGUUCAGGGACGCCGUCGCAGGAGCGAAGGACCCCGCCAGCCACCUGCAGCAGCGACGCCUUCCUUACUGCCUGAAAAGCGGCGCCCUUCAGAACGCCUCCUGCCCCUGCGACGCCGCCCUCUGCCAGCCCCACCUCAGCGUCAUGCAGGAGGGCGUCAGGACCUUCUGCCUGCCUGCCAACAUCACGGGGCUCUGCUACCGGUCCGAACUCGAGCCCGACAAGUCAUGCGGCUGCUGCGUCGUGCAGCGCCAGUACCUGUGCGAGUAGACGG